AUGAGGUUCUCCAUCCUUGCCGCCGCGGCCUUGACGCCCCUCGCGUCCGCUCACUAUUUCUUCGACAAGCUCAUCAUCGAUGGUGUCGAGACUCGCAGCAAUGAGUUUGUCCGGUCCAACACUCGUCCGGCCAAGUACAACCCCACCAAGUGGGAGAAUGUCCGUGACGACAUGACGCCCGACGUCAACGACUUCCGUUGCAACAAGGGUGCGUUCACCUUUGCUGGCCAAACUGGCACUGCUGAGGUAAAGGCUGGCUCCAAGCUUGCUGUAAAACUCGCUGUUGGGGCCACCAUGCAGCACCCCGGCCCUGCCCUCGUCUACAUGUCCAAGGCCCCUGCCACGGCCAAGGCCUACGAAGGUAAUGGUGAAUGGUUCAAGAUCUUCGAGGAGAGCGUUUGCAACGCCAGCGGCGACUUCACCAAUGAUGCUUGGUGCACAUGGGACAAGGACACGAUCGAGUUCACCAUUCCCAAGGACACUCCUGACGGAGAGUACCUGAUCCGGCCGGAACACAUUGGAGUCCACGGUGCUCACGUUGGGCAGGCUGAGUUCUACUACACUUGUGUUCAAGUCAAGGUCACUGGCGGUGGCAACGGCACCCCGGGCCCCACUGUCAAGUUCCCUGGUGCCUACAAGAAGGAUGACCCCUCGUUCAACUUUUCCAUCUAUGGAGGUGUGAAGGAUUAUCCUAUGCCUGGCCCAGCCGUUUGGACUGGUGGUCACGGCGUCGGUUCCACUGAUCCUGCUCCUGGCGAGAGUGAGCCAGUUCCCUCUGCCACCAGCACUCUCGCUCCCACCCCUGUCGAGAGCGAGCCUGUCUUUGCUGCUCCGAGCGAUGUCGCUACCACCGAAGCCGCCAGCCCUGCCGCCGCCCCCGGUUCGGGCUCCGGCUCGGGUGGUGACUAUGAAGAGGUCUGCACACGCACUCGCCGCCGCCGCCAGCGCGGCCGCAAGGCUCGCCGUGCAUUCCGCGAGUCUCUCCGCAAGCUGUAA
Molecule: messenger RNA, 996 nt
Organism: Verticillium nonalfalfae
Lineage: Eukaryota; Fungi; Ascomycota; Sordariomycetes; Glomerellales; Plectosphaerellaceae
Exons: 3
Coding region: 1-996 (331 amino acids)
Source: RefSeq, a predicted model, not a curated record